AUGGCGACUCCAAAAAUGGUCCCAGAAUUCCUGGUGGGACUCUGGCACCGUGAUUACAUCAAACGAGCCAACAAAAACAAGGAGGAUGGAAUCUUCGGGCCACCGCAGACCAACGUGCAAGUCUGGUACCUACAAACCCCCUUCGCCUUUAUCGACGUUCGUCGGGAACCUGGUACAACCAAAGAUGCCAUGGCGUUUGCGGGAGUGACCACUGUGGAACUUACGGAUCCACCGUUGGUGAAAUGGCAUGCCUGCUUGGAUUUGGAUCCCUUAUCAGAUUCUGCGGAACGAUGGGAACAAGCAGACAAGGCCACACCCAAACUAACCGAAGACGAAGGAUUCUUUACACGGCUCAAAGAAAAUCUCUAUCGAGAAACGGACCCAGCCAAAACUUUGGAGGAACAGUGGGCGAAACAACAUGACGGCAACAAACGCUUGUUGGCUGUGAGGCGUGAUACAUCCUUGUUCGUUGUCGUUGGGGACCACUUUGGGUAUGCGGCGCAAGGAGGAUCCAAUGGAAACGAUCAAGCAAGCCCUCAGUUUCUGGCUGGUCAUGUAGAGGAUUGGAAAGUAGCAAUUUCCCCAUCUCAUUUGGAGCUAGAAGGAUCUUCCUUUUCUCUUCCGGGGAAACAAGAUGAUUGGCAUCUGCUGCCGGGAUCUACUCUGGAAUUGGGAUCGUUGGAUAUCUUGUUUCGAUAA
Cylindrotheca closterium is the source of this 699-nucleotide messenger RNA. Lineage: Eukaryota; Bacillariophyta; Bacillariophyceae; Bacillariales; Bacillariaceae. The record is from the annotation of a GenBank genome assembly.